AUGCACGCCUCCACGCUUCCGCACCUCCUCGCCUACGCGCCUCGUCGCUUCCGCACCUCCUCACAUCUGUGCCUCCUCGCUUCCGAACCGAUUCGUCUCCACGCCUCCCCGCUUCCGCACCUCCUCGCAUCCGCGCCUCCUCGCCUCCGAACCGCCUCGUCUCCACGCCUCCACGCUUCCGCACCUCCUCGCCCACGCGCCUCGUCGCUUCCGCACCUCCUCGCAUCCGCGCCUCAUCGCCUCUGCACUUCCUCGCCUCCACGCCGCCUCCAGCUGCGGCACCUCCUCGCCUCCGCACUCGCCACGCUUCCGCGCCACCACGCCUCCGCGCAUCCUCGUUACCGCGCUGCCACGCCUCCGCGCCUCCUCCUUUCCGCGCCUCCUCGCGGUAGCGCCACCUCCCCACCUCGCCUCCGCGCCUCUUCGCAGGAGCGCCACCUUGCCUCCUCGCCUCCGUACCUCCUCGCUUCCACGCCAAGUUUCCACCCCGCCAGCACGCCACCGCACCAGGGUGCCCUUCCCCACCGGGGUGCACGAGCAGCUGCAGAACCGACCCUCGCAUCCUCGCCACCACGCCUCCUUGCCUCUCUGCCUCCUCGCCUCUAUACCUCCUCGCCUCUCUGCCUCCUCGCAUCUCUGCCUCCUCGCCUCCACGCCUCCUCGCCUCUCUACCUCCACGCCUCCAAGCCUCCUCGUCUCCGCUCCUUACCAUUUUUCCUCCCCCUCAUCUUGCCCUCCCCUGACCCCUGCAGCCUCACACACUCAACGCACCGGUCCUCCCACCAGCGCUUCUCCCACCACUCAGCCCUCCCGUACAUAUAUCGCGAAUGGAAACCUGACGCCACUACUGGAACGCCUCUACUCUCACGCCUCUGUCACGCCUCUACACUCACGCCUCUACACUCACGCCUCUACUCUCACGCCUCUACUCUCACGCCUCUACUCUCACGCCUCUGCUCUGACCCCUCUGCUCUGACCCCUCUACUCUCGCGCCUCUACUCUCACGCCUCUACUCUCACCCCUCUACUCUCACGCCUCUACACUCACGCCUCUACUCUCACCCCUCUACUCUCACGCAUCUACUCUCACCCCUCUACUCUCACCCCUCUACUCUCACGCCUCUACUCUCACGCCUCUACUCUCACCCCUCUACUCUCACGCCUCUACUCUCAUGCCUCUACUCUCAUGCCUCUACUCUCACGCCUCUACUCUCACGCCUCUACUCUCACCCCUCUACUCUCACCCCUCUACUCUCACGCCUCUACUCUCACGCCUCUACUCUCACGCCUCUACUCUCACCCUUCUACUCUCACCCCUCUACUCUCACGCCUCUACUCUCACACCUCUACUCUCACGCCUCUACUCUCACCCCUCUACUCUCACCCCUCUACUCUCACGCCUCUACUCUCAUGCCUCUACUCUCACGCCUCUACUCUCAUGCCUCUACUCUCACCCCUCUACUCUCACGCCUCUACUCUCAUGCCUCUGCUCUCACCCUUCUACUCUCACCCCUCUACUCUCACGCCUCUACUCUCACGCCUCUACUCUCACCCCUCUACUCUCACGCCUCUACUCUCAUGCCUCUACUCUCACGCCUCUACUCUCACGCCUCUACUCUCACCCCUCUACUCUCACGCCUCUACUCUCAUGCCUCUACUCUCACGCCUCUACUCUCACCCUUCUACUCUCACGCCUCUACUCUCACACCUCUACUCUCACGCCUCUACUCUCACCCCUCUACUCUCACCCCUCAACUCUCACGCCUCUACUCUCAUGCCUCUACUCUCACGCCUCUACUCUCAUGCCUCUACUCUCACCCCUCUACUCUCACGCCUCUACUCUCACGCCUCUACUCUCACGCCUCUACUCUCACCCUUCUAUUCUCACCCCUCUACUCUCACGCCUCUACUCUCACGCCUCUACUCUCACCCCUCUACUCUCACCCCUCUACUCUUGCCGGUCGCUCUCAUCUGUGACCUCACCUCUUCCUCAUUACUCUCCCAUCCUUACUGCAGGUGCUCCGCCCUGACCCUUGUUCCUCCUCCCGGUGGAGGCGAAGCAGCGGCAGCAGUCCGAGCAGGGAUGAUUCUGAAUGAUGGACCAAGCGCUGCAGCUGCUGCCCUCUGCGGUGCGUCCCUCCUGCAUUCUAGCAUGUGCGCCGAGUGUUAG
Molecule: messenger RNA, 2169 nt
Organism: Closterium sp. Naga37s-1
Lineage: Eukaryota; Viridiplantae; Streptophyta; Zygnematophyceae; Desmidiales; Closteriaceae
Source: the annotation of a GenBank genome assembly